Gopherus evgoodei (Goodes thornscrub tortoise) is the source of this 4688-nucleotide messenger RNA. RefSeq names its product transcription termination factor 1 (gene TTF1). The record is from RefSeq and is a predicted model, not a curated record. Bases 306 to 2777 code for a protein of 823 amino acids. NCBI's taxonomy places the organism in Eukaryota, Metazoa, Chordata, Testudines, Testudinidae. The transcript is spliced from 12 exons.
CCUCCCCAGGUCCGGCAGGGGACGCUUCCGGUCCAUGGGGCAGCGGAACUCGGCUAAGACACUUCCGGCCCGGCCGCCCGGGGGAAACGAGAUAGCAACGGACACUUCCGGGAGUGAGGCGUGGGGCGCUGUGUCCUGCGGAAAGCUGAGCCGGCCAGGUAGUUCAGCCCUAGCAUUCUCUUAUAACUACUGUCUGGCCAUGGAAUGGCUAUCGAUGUGAAAUGAAUUUAGGGGUAUCUAUCAGGAGAGUGCUGCAGACAUAAGACGCAAGUACAAAGUACUUUUGUAUCCUGCACUUUAUAAAGAUGAAGAAGGAAAACAGAGAACAUAGCGAGAACCUUGAAAGCAACAAAGAGGAAUGUAUGCAGAGUUUGGAAGUUUGCCCUCAUUCUCCUUUGCUCUUUGAUGAUCAAUCUUCCCAGGACAUUGAUGUUCACAAAAAGAAAUCGAAAAAAAAGAAAAUUACACAAGAGAAACAAGACUCUUGGCUAGCUAAUUCUUAUAUUGGUGGGAAGUGUGAAAUUAAUAAUGAAACUGUAACAAAUGCUUCCAAAAAGAAAGUGAAAAAAGAGAAAUGGAAACACAGUGACAGUGAGCAGGAGGAAAAUAAUAUACUCUGUAUCCAUGUGAACCAAGAGAUGGACACAACUUUGGAGCAUGGUGAUUGUAUUUAUGUAAAUACAUCUGCUAAGAAGAAAAAAAGAAAAAAGAAUUUGUCAGAAGAGCAGGAUGAGGUAAACAAAUUGCCUGGGUUGUAUGCAUUUGGAAAUGAUUGCAGAAGCCAAAAAAAGAGAAAACAGACCAGCCCCUGUGAUACACAGGAAGCCAGAGAUGAAACCUUUGCUUCCUCCUUUUUGUCAUAUUCAGAACAAAAUUCUACAUCGUCUCAAGAAAGGAUUGGUGAUGUUAUGAUGUCAGGGUCAUCUACUAAAAUGAGCAGCCCAGUAGUGCCCAAAAAACACCACAAAACCCAUAAACAUAGAAAAUCCUCCAAAGAAGAUAAGACUGAUGUGACACAGAUUUCUUCAGUAUUUGAUGAAAAUCCUCUGGAUGUGACUGCUGACAUUUCUAAGAUUACUUCAGAGGGCAAUAAUGGCUGUUCUGAAGAAACUAUGGUACCAGUUAGAAAUACUGAUUUCCCUUUCCAAUCACACUCUGAACAAGCAACCUCAAAACAAAAUUCUACAUCCUCUCAAGAAAGGAAUGAUGACAUUAUGAUGUCAGGGUCAUCUACUAAAAUGAGCAGCCCAGUAGUGCCCAAAAAACACCACAAAACUCAUAAACGUAGAAAAUCCUCCAAAGAAGAUAAUACUGAUGUGACACAGAUUUCUUCAGUAUUUGAUGAAAAUCCUCUGGAUGUGACUGCUGACAUUUCUAAGAUUACUUCAGAGGGUAAUAAUGGCUGUUCUGAAGAAACCAUGGUACCAGUUAGAAAUACUGAUUUCCCUUUCCAAUCACACUCUGAACAAGCAACCUCAGAAGCUAAGAGAAAGUUACCAGACUCUGUAGCAUCUGAAACUGAGGAAGACCAGGAUGUUGGAUUUACAGAAUCGGAAAACUCUAUGAUGUUGAAUAAUGAAGAGUUGCUUGAAAGUUCCGUGUAUUCAGCAAUGGAUUUGGAGACAGUCAAAAGGAAACUGGAGGAGUUUAUUCCUCAAGUGUGGACAAUGUCGGAAACAUCAGUCCUAAAGAUGGCUGGGAGAGACCUGAUCAGGUUUAAAAAGUUUAAAGAACAAGGUAUGCCUAUUAAGUUUGGCAGGUUUUCUCAGAAGGAAAAUACUCAAAUACAGAAGAAUGUUGAAGACUUUUUAUCACUUACAGAAAUAGAGAAUGCAGAGAAACUAUUAUUUACCUACCGGUUCCCAGAAGAGCAAGGAGCCAUCACCAGAUUGAAAACAAAAUAUGCUUUUGGUAUGAAGAUUGCUGAGGGGAUUCCACGGCCCUGGAAACAGGUAUAUUUUCGGGCAAGAAAGAUGUUUGACCCAAACAACUAUAAAGGGAGGUAUUCUGAGGAUGAAAAAGAAAAAUUAAAGAAGUAUCAUGCUAUACAUGGCAACAACUGGAAGAAAAUUUCUGAGAUGAUGUCCCGCAGUACCCACUCGGUUGCUAUGAAGUAUUCUCAGAUUAAGUCCCAGGUUAAUUCUGGUCCUUGGAGUAAGGAGGAGACACAGAAGCUAGUUCAAGCAGUGAAGGAGAUCAUUCAGAAGAGGGCUGAUCUGGAAGACAUAAAAUUAUUGCUACAGGCAGAGAACUCAGAGGGAACUCUCUCAGUUGAACGUGAAAAACUGUACAAGAACAUAUCUUGGACCGAGAUAGAAGCUAAAGUGGGAACCAGAUAUUGGAGACAGUGUAAACAGAAAUGGAUUUCAAUUGUAACAAAGAAAAUGUCCAGUGGGCAGAAGGUAUAUGGUGGGACUAAAGGUUUACAGGCCAAAAUAGAUCUUAUUAAAAGAUUGUAUGAAAUGAAGGUGGAAGACGCUAAUGAAGUGAACUGGGAAGAGCUCUGUGAGAUAAUUGGAGAUGUCCCUGAAGCCUAUGUUCAAGCCAAAUUUUACAAGUUAAAAGCUACCUGCGUCCCUUCUUGGCAAAAAAAGACUUUUCCCGAAAUAAUCGAUUAUCUUUAUGAAGAGACACUUCCAUUGCUUGAGAAAAGAUUAGAAAAAAGAGAGAAGAGGUCUCAGAGUUGUGACAGGUUGCCUUCCAGCUGCGAGAGAAAGGUUUUCCAGUUCAAUGAUAUCUUUGACAACAGUGAAGAUGAUGCUGAUGACAAUGACUGAUUAUCCUCCAAAAUGCUCCCUCUUUGCACACCCCCAAAAUGAAAAUGGAUUUUGAUUAAACUGGGUUUAAAUCAGAAACUGAAAUAAUGGGAAGAAUGAAGACACGCAAGCCUGCUUCUAUUGUUUUUGUAUUGAAAAGAGAAGUAAAUAUAGAUUAUUUUUUGCAGUAUCUUUUGUUAUUAGAGACAUUUAACUUUAUCCUCAGAUUGUUUGAGGAAGCUAAAGGUCACUGUGUAUUGGACUUGUGGAAACACUGAAAAACAAUAUUUUUUUCUUAAUACGUCAUUCAUUACAACUUUACUAAAAGUCCUGGGUAAGCCUGUCUGAGUGAAUUUAUAUUUUCAGCAUUCUAAUAUCAAAUUAUGAUAUUUUUUAAAAAAUCUGCUUUUUUUUUUAAGUCCAUUUAUUUUAAGUCUGUGUAAGGAGAAUGUUUUUUUAAUUUUUUGUGUUCAGUAUGUAUUUAAAAAAAUGCAACAAACUCUUUAGGUAAGUAGAGGGUACCGCCAGUCUUCAGAGAUAACAACUGGGGGUAAAUUAACAUGAAAUGUAAUGACUAAGAUUUUAUAGAUUCUGUCAGACAUUUUCCACCUAAUUGAAACAUUGGAAUAUUAAUGAAACCAGCGUACUGUUAGCCAGACUGCGGAGAAUUGAUUGCUAUAUGGCUAAUUUAAGCUGGUGAGUCAGUAACUGCACAGUUGCCGCCUUUUUCCUUCCGCUCCACUUUGCUCUGACUGGCUAAGAUGAAUCCAUUUCAGUAUAUGACCAAACUGAUUCUGAUACUGUAAAAAUGGUCAAAUAGCUGAAGUUUAUAAACACUCUAUUGAUCUGAAGAAUUUUUUUCAGAAAAGUAUUAUUAAGAAUCUUUAUUAUAUGGCCCACAUUGGGCACUGUAGAAGUAUUAGAGUAAUAAAUUUUUGAAGCAUUAUGGAGCAUUUCUGGGCCUCUGGUUAAAUAGGAUCAGUUUAUAAAAUGUCCAGAUUCAUAGAGGAGCCAUAGUGUGGUCUCUUAGGUAUAUCAUGUGUUUUUAUUGGCCUGUGCAUUUUAUAUUUUUCUUUUUAAUCAAAAAUACUAACUUUUAUGAGUAAAAACUUUUAGGUUGUUUCCUAAGGGCUUGUCUACAGCUGAAAACCUGUUCCAGAAUAAGGAAGGGUGCAAGUUUAGUUCAGAAAACUGUAUUAAUAAAGCUGCUUAUUCUAGUGUCAAACUCUGACUUAUGCUUAGUAUACGCUCAGUGUGGUGGUAUGUUGCCAGUUCGUCAAUAUUAGAGUGAUCUAUUCAUAGUUGUUAAAACCAAAUGAUGCCAUUGUCGUCAUCUAGUCAGACCUCUAGCAAAUACAGGCCAUAGGACUUCCAUGAAUUCAGUUUAGAAAGCUGUUCAUCUGCUGAGACCUGAAAUUCAGUUACUUCUCCAGCAACAGUUGAUGAGCCAAUAACAACUAAAAGAAAUCAGGGAGCUGCACUCUUUUUAGAUGAUCGUGACAUCUUAUGUUGCUGCAGGGGAAUCAUGGAAACCUGAAUUGUAGUUUUGGCAUCAAUUUUGUUUUAAAGACAGCUGUAAUAUGUCCUGCAUAAACUGUUAGUAGUUUUGGAGCUCGGGUUACUCUGUUUUAAUCUUUUAUACAACAAAAAAGGGCAUAUAUGCCUUUUACUUUGACUACUUUUUUUAAAUAUUUCUAUUAAAACUGAAGUGAUACACUUAAGAUUUUCUUUUUAUUAUAAUGCAGAGAGAAAAUAGUCAAUAGAUUAUAUAUUCCUUUUUUCUUAGGGAAGUAUUUCUAUGUAAAUAUUACAAUAAUAAGAAUGUUGAUGGACAAGAUGAAAAUUGUACAUAUGUCUUCAUUUUAUGAUUUAAUUGUUGUAAGAUAAUGGCAUCUUUCUAUAAAUAAAGAGAAUGUAAAUAAUUUGCUGUGA